AAAGUUAGUUUGCAGAUUGGCCACAUGCGUUUUGACAGUUGUCCAACUGUCAGGCAAUGACGUUGAUCAACACCUAAAAUUUAACAAUUUAAAUUAAUAUUUUUGUAAAGUUAAACCAUGUCAGCCAUAUUCAAUUUCCAAAGCCUGUUAACCUGCAUUUUGUUGCUCAUUUGUACUUGUACGUACCUCAGAGGAAUCAUUCCCGGUGUAAUGGACAGGAAAAAGACUGGGAUUAUGGGAACGUUUUGGAAGUGUGCUAGGAUUGGCGAAAGAAAGUCCCCCUGGAUAGCAGCCAGUUGCCUACUGAUGGCCAUAUCGAUACUGUUCUUUAACUAACCUUUUUGUACAUAUAAUUUUUUAAUAAUAAAAAUACUUUUUUAGGAACUAACAGAAAAACUAAUUAAAAUUAAUAAAGUCUUUAAUAUAAAAGUACAGAUUUAUAAUAAAAGAAAUAGUGUACAGCUCUACUAUA
Messenger RNA from Aethina tumida (small hive beetle), 472 nucleotides. RefSeq names its product protein kish-A (gene ksh). Lineage: Eukaryota; Metazoa; Arthropoda; Insecta; Coleoptera; Nitidulidae. The transcript has 3 exons. Gene Ontology annotation, biological process: intracellular transport; protein secretion. Bases 118 to 336 code for a protein of 72 amino acids. The record is from RefSeq and is a predicted model, not a curated record.